Molecule: messenger RNA, 2076 nt
Organism: Fopius arisanus
Lineage: Eukaryota; Metazoa; Arthropoda; Insecta; Hymenoptera; Braconidae
Gene: sqd
Product: RNA-binding protein squid
Exons: 8
Coding region: 226-1311 (361 amino acids)
Biological process (GO): regulation of gene expression
Cellular component (GO): nucleoplasm; chromatin
Molecular function (GO): RNA binding
Source: RefSeq, a predicted model, not a curated record
CGGACGUCUAUUUAUUAUUCAUCUCAGUUCCGCGUCUCUACAGUCAUUCAUUUUCAUAAAUUAAUCGUUUUUUUAACGACUAGUUGAAAGAAAAAAAAAAAGCAGUAUUUGUAAACCUAAUUGAUCGAGCCAAGUGAAUUAGAAAAUUAAAAAAUUCGCGAAUAAUCUCGCUAUUAGCUGAGAAAUAGUAAAAUUAAUUUGUUUAAUAAAAUAAAAAAUUGAAUAAUGGCCGAUCAGGAGAAUAAGGACUUCAGCGAGGACAUCGCCGACCAGUCAUUUGAGCAGAACGGCGAGGCGGAAAAUGGCAGCGGUGGUGGCGGCGGUGACGCCACGGAAAAUGGCCAGGAUUCUCAGGAAGACAGAUCUGCUGGGGGUAACAACCAGGAAUCAUUGAAUGACAGAAAAUUAUUCGUUGGAGGACUCAGUUGGGAAACCACUGACAAGGAACUGAGAGAUCAUUUUGGCUCGUACGGAGACAUUGAGAGUAUCAAUGUCAAAACAGACCCAAACACUGGAAGAUCAAGGGGCUUUGCCUUCAUCGUCUUCGCCAAGGCUGAAUCACUCGAUAAGAUUAUGCACGCUGGUGAACACGUCAUUAACAGUAAAAAAGUUGACCCAAAGAAAGCGAAAGCCCGACACGGAAAAAUUUUUGUCGGUGGACUAUCUACAGAACUGUCUGACGAUGACAUUAAGAACUUUUUCUCUCAAUUUGGCACCAUCGUUGAUGUUGAAAUGCCAUUUGAUAAGACAAAGAACCAGAGAAAGGGUUUCUGCUUUAUCACGUUUGAAUCAGAACAGGUAGUCAACGAACUUCUCAAGACACCAAAACAAACGAUCAAUGGCAAGGAGGUUGAUGUAAAGAAGGCGACACCAAAGCCAGACGGCAUGGGUGGAAUGAGAGGUGGGGCUGGUGCUCGAGGUGGACGCGGUGGGCGUGGUCGCGGCCGUGGCUUCGGAGCACAGGGGGGCUGGGGUCAGAGCAACUACAGCGGUGGUUAUGGAUAUGGCCAAGGUAGCUACGGUGGUGGUUACGAUGGCUACAACUAUGACUACUACAGCGGUGGCUACGCUCCCUACGAUUACAAUGGUUACGACGGCUAUGGCUAUGGCGGGGGUAGUUACGAAGGUGGCUACAGUGGCGGGCGUGGUGGUGCACGGGGUAAAGGCUCCCUGCCCCACAACAAAUCUCACAACUCGUCGAAUCAUCAUUCCAUUAAGCCCCGUCAUUUUCAACCACAAGACAUGCAACAACGCAGACAACUGUCGCAAAAUAAUUACACCCACCAAGAUCACCAACAGAAGCAGCAGUAAUUUGUAAAGCAAAGCAUUGAUCGAUCUUUAUUUUCGUUCUUUCAUCGUUGAUAAAAGCCUCAAAAGAAAUAUUGAAAAUUUGCUUGCUCCGUUAUUAUUUCAGGUGGCUUAUUUUGUUUACACCCAUAAGUUAAAGAUAUUAUAAAUAAGGGAUGCAUUGACGUUCCUGAUAUGUAUUAUUGUGUACAUACCGGUGACGUUCAUGUAUUUUCAAAAUUGUAUUCUCUCCCUUAUCACCUUUAUCUUUUGUCUUUUGUACAAAUUCAUUAUAAAUCAUGCCCGUUUUCAUUAUUUUCUGCACUUUAUAAUUUAUCGAAUUUAUCGAACGAAUAAAGCCAAAAACUUUCCAUGAGUCAUUUAUUCCAUCGUCCAUUUUGUACAAAAGAUGAAUAGAUGAAGAAUAAACAAGGCCAUCAAUUGUAUGAAUUCGUCUAAUCAUUAAGGGGGACACCAUAGUGAAGAGUAAUAAUUACGAUGUGAACGUAUAAUGAUCGAAAAACCGACAUAUGUCCUCACACCUCUUUUAGCAAUAAGAUUAUUUUAAUUUUGUCUAUAAUUCAUAUUUACUACAACUAGUGUUUAAGUAAGCAGGCAAUGUACUUUUUACAGAAACAGUGGGAAACGAUAUAAGAACAAAUUAGUAACAGUUUCUACAAGUAGAAACUGUUUUAUCUUUACGAUUAAGUACAAUGUGUCGUAAAAAGAAUAAUUGCUUCCUUAUUGCUAAGAUUAAUAGGAUUAAAUAAAUUCAUUUUGUGUACAUAA